Messenger RNA from Vitis vinifera (wine grape), 1225 nucleotides. RefSeq names its product Peroxidase 4. Gene Ontology annotation, biological process: response to oxidative stress; hydrogen peroxide catabolic process. Gene Ontology annotation, molecular function: peroxidase activity; heme binding. The record is from RefSeq and is marked validated. The transcript is spliced from 4 exons. Bases 61 to 1026 code for a protein of 321 amino acids. Lineage: Eukaryota; Viridiplantae; Streptophyta; Magnoliopsida; Vitales; Vitaceae.
ACCACACUCCACUCUUAAACCCUAAAUUUUUCUUUUUCUCUUUUCUGGCUGAUUAGUCCUAUGGCUUCCUCUUCUUUCUCCAUUGUUGUUGUGGCAUUGGGUGUCCUCGCGCUCUUUGCGGGGAGCUCUUCUGCUCAACUCUCGACCAACUUUUACUCUAAAACUUGUCCUAAGGUCUUUGAUACUGUGAAAUCUGGAGUUCAAUCGGCGGUUUCGAAAGAACGCCGCAUGGGCGCUUCUCUCCUCCGUCUCUUCUUCCAUGAUUGCUUUGUCAAUGGCUGCGAUGCAUCAGUCCUCCUCGACGACACCUCUUCCUUCACUGGCGAGCAGACCGCCGUCCCCAAUAAGAACUCCAUCAGAGGCCUAAAUGUGAUCGAUAACAUAAAGUCGCAGGUGGAGAGCGUGUGCCCUGGUGUAGUCUCCUGUGCCGAUAUCAUAGCCAUUGCUGCUCGCGACUCGGUCGUGAUUCUUGGAGGGCCCGACUGGGAUGUCAAGCUUGGAAGGAGAGAUUCCAAAACAGCUAGCCUCUCUGGUGCCAACAACAACAUCCCCCCUCCCACUUCUAGCCUCAGCAAUCUCAUCUCUAAGUUCCAAGCUCAGGGCCUCUCAACCCGGGACAUGGUGGCUUUAUCUGGAGCACAUACAAUAGGCCAAGCGAGAUGCACCUCCUUCAGGGCCAGGAUAUACAACGAAACCAACAUCGAUAGCUCCUUCGCUAAGACAAGGCAAGCGAGCUGCCCGAGUGCUUCUGGUUCAGGAGACAACAACCUGGCACCUCUGGAUCUUCAGACCCCUACCACCUUUGACAACUACUACUACAAGAACCUGAUCAACCAAAAGGGUCUUCUUCACUCUGAUCAAGUUCUCUACAAUGGAGGUUCCACUGACUCCACAGUUAAAACCUACGUCAACAACCCAAAGACCUUCACUUCUGACUUUGUUGCCGGAAUGAUCAAGAUGGGUGAUAUCACUCCACUCACUGGGUCUGAAGGGGAGAUCAGGAAGAGCUGUGGGAAGGUGAAUUAAGAGAGGCUUGAUCAUCAUUUGGGAAUAAAAAUCAAUAGAAAAAAAAAUGAAUUUCGAUUUUUCUGCAAAGUUGUUUGGCUGUGGUAGAGUUGUUAUCUUGGGAAAGGUAGAGAGUGAUUGUUUGGAGGGAUUCAACUCAUGAGUUUUAUGUUGUUAUUUUGCUUGCUAUGAUCAAAAUAAUAUCAUAAUUUAUGAUUAA